This is a messenger RNA of Sphaeramia orbicularis (orbiculate cardinalfish), 2358 nucleotides long. It is a transcript of the gene wdr21, whose product is annotated as WD repeat domain 21. The record is from RefSeq and is a predicted model, not a curated record. Gene Ontology annotation, cellular component: Cul4-RING E3 ubiquitin ligase complex. Lineage: Eukaryota; Metazoa; Chordata; Actinopteri; Kurtiformes; Apogonidae. The coding region runs from base 310 to 1869 and encodes 519 amino acids. The transcript is spliced from 13 exons. Gene Ontology annotation, molecular function: protein binding.
AUGGCGGACUGCCAGUGUCCACAAGCUCGCUCAAACGGCGUAAAACUACAGCGUCAUAUCAUUAUUACAAGACAGUAAAGGCUGUCACCUAUAACGGAAUCUGUGUUUGUUUAGGCAUUAAAACAUUCGUAAUAUUUCUAGCAAUUAAAAAUGUGUGGGAAGGCGAAUGUAAGCUCAUGAGCGCUAAACAUAACUUGGUAGCUAAGCUAACUAGUAAACAGGCUGCUCUGCUAGCUUCACACACAGGUGAAUAACGCUGAACAUUGUGGUGAGAGGACUCUUUAGCUUAUCAAAACUCUCACCAACAGGAUGAAGAGGGGGAAAUGGCAACCGUACAGGAGACAAGGUGGUACACAACGCCAGGGAUGGCACAGAGGCAACCGGCACAGGUCCACACAGGAGCAGCAGUGGUAUGGUCAGGAUGAAGCCUCUGAGGGGAGACAUGGACACCAUUCUGCUUCCUCCUCCUCCACUUCUUCCUCAUACUCCUCAUCUACCUCUUCUUCCUCUACUGCCAACAGUGCCGCACCAGAGUUGCCAGGUUUCUACUUUGACCCAGAGAAAAAUCGGUAUUUCAGACUUUUGCCAGGGCACAAUAACUGUAAUCCACUGACCAGAGAGCAGCUACAGGAAAAAGAGAGGGAGAAGCAGAGAACCAGGAUGCUUGCAGAAGAUGAAAAACUCAGAAAAAAAGCACCGAGAGCAGGAUUGAACACGUCAUUGCUGCUACAGAAAAGACAUCUUGGUUUAUUACCUGACAACUCCUACUGCAGGCUGGUUCAUGAAGUGAAGGUCAGUGGAAUGAGACGCCACAAACUAGAAAUCCAGAGCACUGACAACAGCAGCCCUAACACUGACAAUUUCAGAGUCAUAGUGGGAGAUUCAGCUUGUGAGCGAGUGUUCACAGUAAAUGACGUCUCACAUGGAGGCUGUAAAUACGGCAUCAUGAACUUCAGUGGCACCAGUCAGGGCUCUCUGUCUGCAGAAAUGUGUGACAAUGUCUACUUCACCAACCGCAAGGUGAACUCCAUCUGCUGGGCCUCCGUCAACUAUCCAGACUCUCAUGUAUUACUUUGCCUGGUGGGAGCGGCAGACACUCCAGGCUGCGUUAGUUUACUUCCUGCAUCUCUUUUCAGUAAUUCCAGCCCAGAUCAGCCAGGGAUGCUGUGUAGCUUUAAAAUACCUACUGCUUGGUCUUGUGCUUGGUGCUUCAACCCCCAGUUUGACAAAACCUUCAGCUCUGGCCUAUCACGUAGGGUAAUACUGAAAGACGCAGAGACUGGCCGAACACAGACGUACAACGUCAGCAGUGAUGUCUUGGCUCAGCACUUUGCCCGGAGGGUCCCUGUGCUGUUUAACGGCUGCCGCUCAGGGGGGAUUUUUAGCAUCGACCUACGGCAGCGUGUCCGUAGGAGUCAAACCUGGAAGACCAGUCGCUUCCAACAAGAGUCAGCCAUCACCUCGGUCCGCGUCCUCCAGGAUGAGAACUACCUGUUAGCUGCUGACAUGAUGGGCCAGAUAAAGCUGUGGGAUGUGCGGGUGACCAAGCCAGUGCAGCAGUACAAAGGGCACAAUAAUGAACACGCUUACCUUCCAGUCCACGUCAGUGAACCAGAGGGGCUUGUUUUGGCAGUGGGUCAGGAUUGCUACACGAGGAUAUGGAGCCUCAGGGACGGCCACUUGCUGAGGACCAUCCCAUCACCACACCCAGCAGCCAACGAUACUAUCCCCAGCAUCGUCUUCUCCUCCAAGUUGGGGGGCUGCAGGGGUCUUCCUGGUUUGCUCAUGGCUGUCAAACAUGACCUGUACUAUUUCCCAUACAACACAGACUACCAGGAAGAAGGAGAACAACAGGGAAUUCUACUUUGACACAGGUUCUAAAACUACAAACUGAAUUUUUUUUUUUUUUUUGCCUUAUUCAGAAUAUCAGCAGUGAAUUGAAAAUAAACUCUGCGUUUAAUAAUUGAAAACGUUUGGUAAAAGUGUAAUGGAUUUUAAAGAAACAGCAGCACUCUGCAGUUUAUGUCUAAAACGCUGACCUCAGAAAGUUACAGUGAAGUCUCAGGUGAAUAUUUGCUUUUUUGUACCCAGAUAAAAUGGAGGCACAGUUACACCAUUCUAAAAGCUCACCUUGAAGUGCACUUGACGGAAUAGAGUUUUUUUAAUUCAGGACAUAGACGUUCUAUUUAAUGUGAUGAAAAGCAAUCGUUUGACUUGUUUAAACAUUUUUAUUGUCAAUAUAAGUGAAAUUACAAAAUUCAGUAAAGGUUUUGUCUGUGUGUAUUUUUUUUUAACUUGUUUAUUUGGAUUUUAUACAAUAUAUACAGUUGCGGAAAAAAUUAUUAGACCAUCAAAAGU